Messenger RNA from Rotaria sp. Silwood2, 1425 nucleotides. The record is from the annotation of a GenBank genome assembly. NCBI's taxonomy places the organism in Eukaryota, Metazoa, Rotifera, Eurotatoria, Philodinida, Philodinidae.
AUGGCAAGUUUCUUUCGUGGAGUUACGCAACCAACACCUCUCCAACAAGCUAUUGAAAAAGCUACUGAUGGAAAUCAACCAAAUGAAGAUUGGGCUUUAAUAAUGAAAAUUUGUGAUCAUGUUGGAAUGCAUGAAGAAAGUGCAAAAGAAGCAAUAAAAAUUAUUCGAAAACGUUUACAAAUAAAUCCUGUAACAAGUGGAUGGCGUACAAUUGGAUUAACUCUUACUUUAUUAGAAGCAUUAACAAAAAAUUGUGGAAAACUUUUUCAUCUGCAAAUAGCACAAAAAGACUUUUUAAAAGACUUUAAAGCAGUUAUUGCCCCAAAAAAUACUCCACCAACAGCUAUACAAGAACAAGUUCUUGGCAUGAUUCAAAUAUGGGCAUUGGCUUUUCGUGAUGAUCCUGAUUUAAUUAAUGUUGAACAUUUCUAUGAAGAAUGUAAACAACAAGGUUUAGAAUUUCCACCAGCUGAACCUGAAAAUGCUAUUAAAGCAGCAGUACCGGCUACAGGAACAAUUGAACGUCCUACGCAAUAUUCACGAUCAAUGUCUCAACCGGCUACUGGUACGACGCAUCGUGAAAAUCGAUCAUUGUCGGAUGUUUCAUCUCAACAAGCUGCUCAUGAACAUACAGUUUUAAAACAAAUGACACCAGAACAAAUAGCUAAAUUACGUAGUGAAUUAGAUGUUGUGCAAACUAAUGUACAAGUAUUUGGUGAAAUGUUGGUUACAUUGCAACCGGGUGAAGAACAUCCAUUAGAUUUAGAUUUAUUAUUGGAAUUACAUAAAACAUGUAUACAAAUGCAAGCACGUAUUAUUGAUUUACUUACACAAGUUGCUAUUGAUGAAAUAACUGUUGAUCUGUUACGUUAUAAUGAUGAAUUUAAUAAUUCAUUAAAAACCUUCGAAAAUUAUAUGCAAGAACGGGAAAGACGAGUUGGUCCAUCUCAAGUACCAAUAUUAAAUCAAACAGCAUCACCACCUCCAAGUGCAAUUCCAACUUCUCAAUCAUCACCAACAAAAACAUUGCCUUCACCACGUAAUCAAGACAAUGAACCAGCAUUAAUUAAAUUUGAUGAAGAAUCAUUAACAUUACAAAAUAAUUUACAACAUAUGCAUAUUAAUUCAACAUCAUCUGAUGCAAUACCAAAAAAUAGCCCACAACAGUCAACUGCUUCAGUAACAACUCGACCUGUUUCAAAUCAUCAGGAUCCUGAACGUGGUGUCAAAGAAGUUGAACAAUGGUUGAAUAUUUCAAGUGGCCAUGGCAUAGAUAAUAAUUCUCAACAACAAGGUGGUACAACACAUGCAUUCAAUGAUCUUAUAGAUAAAAAGGCAUCAACUACACCCGAGCAACCAAUAUCAGAACAAGAUAUACAUAUUAAUUUACAACCAUCAUCAACACAAAAUCAACCAAAUGCAUAA